Molecule: messenger RNA, 291 nt
Organism: Pelobates cultripes (western spadefoot toad)
Lineage: Eukaryota; Metazoa; Chordata; Amphibia; Anura; Pelobatidae
Source: the annotation of a GenBank genome assembly
AUGGCAGGACGACGCACACACCACACGCAAACGAAGAAGCUCAAGCAACGCACACACGACACCACCACGGCAGCAAAACCCACCCAGAACACAUCAGGAGAACACCGUAUCAUCGAGACGGCCAGAACACAACAAACCCAACCACAAACAGACCAUGCAUUCAAGAUACAUACUGACAGCAACUUCCAAACCUCAGACGCACGGCCACCUCAGCUUAGAACAAGGGAGACAGAGAUCGAACCGCCCAGCACUAACACAGGGACAUGGAAAUGUUACCCUUACCUCAUAUAA